UGAGUUCGUUCCAUUAUGAAAGAUGACCUAGCAGAGAACAUAAAACUGCCUAAUGUUAAAAAAGCAACAAUAGCCGCAAACAUGCCUGUCGGAACGAGUUUUGAAAAUUCUGCGAUGAAAACCUGCUUUUCGUUGUCUUCCCUCCCAGCGACGGACGCUACCCCCGACAAGGGGGUUGUGAAGCCGCGACUUUACAGCAGUUUGACUAAAAAUCGCGUAAAAGCGACGGCAGUUAGACGGUCUUGGGGGAGCACUGCCAGCGAACACCGAGAUGAGUUUUGGUCAGCACUUCAGGCAAAUUACAAUUACAUAAUGGAUAAUCAGCUGAUUGAUAAGUGCCAAGAAGCAAAUAGUGAUUUAUGCAUGGACACUGGCACCUGGUCUUUGAAGGAGUUUUACGCACAGUUCUCCGAACUCUAUUUGUGGUUGAAUAGCGUUCAGGAGACGAUUUAUGGCAAAGAAGAAAAUAUAAGAGAUAAGGCUUUACGCGCACAUUGCGUUAAUGUGGUUCGUGAAAAAAGCUCAAUGCUUACAUUAUUUAAUGAUCAAGCUAGUCAACUGGUGCAGUUGCACCCAAAGGUACAAGAAGAAGUUAGCUGGAGAGUGACACACCUAAAUUCAAAAUGGGACUCAAUUUUGAGUAUUUUAGGACCUUCGGAAUGUGGGCUUUGUGAACAGGAAAAAUGUCUCGACAUUGAUCAUGAGAUCAAGUGUUUGAGGAAAUGGUUUAAAAUGAUGGAAGAAUGUUUGCAGCCACUUAACUUCAGAACCAAAUACACAAAGACUGAAAUUGAAGCGAAAGCGUUAGAACUAAAGGUGCUGCACCGGGAUAUUGAAAAUCACGGUAAAAUUGUGAGUUCAGUAGUAAAGUUGUGCAAGAGACCCGAUGCAAGUUGCAACACUGUCAACGUCCGGCGAAUUGCGAACGGCCUCGAAAGGCGUUGGCAUCUUCUCUUCUUGCGAUCUUUAGAAUGGCAGUGCUACUUGGAAACUUUAUCUAAAAAAGAAAAUUGCAGGAAUACAUCGACCUCAUCUGAUGAAACUGACAGUGACUGUUAUGACGAACCAGUGAAUAAAUAUCCGCGAUUGAGCAGCAGGGAUCAUUCUGGCAUUGAAAGCAGGACAUCGUCUGAGAAUGAAUGUGGCCAUAACCAGGAAAUAUCGAACUCUUCCUUAAUAUUUCAAGACGUAAUGAACAAGAACGCCGCAACACUGUUUACCCCAACAAGCGAAGAUACAGUAGAUGGUAAAUGUUUUAGGUUUGGCGAAGAUACAUCACAUUUCACAAGAUCGAACCGCAAGGCCCCGAAUUUAGGAACAUACUAUUUCAAGCACGAAGACACGGACUCAGAUUUGGAAAAAAUGGAACAGCAUUCGGUACUGUCAAAGCCCGAAGUCCAAAGCACUGUCGAGGAAACAUCGGAGGAAGAAUGGACAUACACAAAAAACACUGACGAAGCUGAAGUUAAAUCGAAACCAGUGCCGGAAGAAACAAUACGAAAGCUCGUACAAAAGGCUGAAGAAUUAGUAAGUCCCGACAAGUGCCGAAAAUUGGACCGAAUUAAUUCGAUCAACAAAAUGUCAAGAGUUAAAAAAUGGCUAAGUAUGGAAAAACCUGACGACAGUUGCGACGCUAGCGGAGAGGACGAUGAACGAGAAUCUCAAAUAUCCGAAGAUUUUGACGAAAGCACAAUCACAUGCCGGCACAACUCGCAAAACACGUCCUUUACGGAACUGAACCAUUCUGAAUCCACGCCGAAAAUCAACCUGCGACAAAGGAAAUACACUGCCAAUCGGCCUUGGAGCGUCUCCUGCAUUUCACAACUCGACCAGACAUCCUCAACGAAAAUAAUUCAAAAUGAUAUAACGAACUUUUCAAUAUCCGAAUCUGCGCUACACAAGCUUGCCUUUACGUCGAAAAACUUGGAAAGAGCGGACGCAGUCAGCGCCAACAGUAUUGGGGUUAAUGGGAACAAUUCAACAUCGUCAACGGUUGAAGAAACGUGUAAUUUGCAAGAGAAAACAUCCCCAAAUAGGCGAAGACGGCUCAAAUUCAAGAAGAAGUGUGGGAAAAUCGAUUUGCACACCCCAUACAGUCCAAUCGGUCCGAAAAACCGAAACUUGCUCAUAAAAUCAGGCUCAUUCUCUGGCUCUAGCAACAAGUUUAACUUCACUGAACGCCACACUUCGAGUGAUCCACCCGCCGUUGAUUUGUAUCAAGGGAAGUACGAAACUUCGACCACAAGUGGCGCUGACAGUGAGGAGGAUCUUAGCAAGAGGAUACCAUCGUUCAAGUUGGGUUCGAAAACGCACUACCUCAAUUCUAAUCUUAGGAACUCUAGUCCGGGGAAAAGCAACACGACCGAGGAACAGAGCAGCUCUUUGUCGGAGCAGGCAGCUUGGGACAGCUACCAGGAGAAGUAUUUAUCUGAGGCGUAUAGCGAGACGCACGAUUCGGACGCGGCUCGAAAAUUGCUGGAGUUUGGCGAAGAUUAUCGGAAUUUUCUGGACAGUCAGUCCGACUGGUCGACGAAUCCCGACUUUUCGCCGACCUUCCGACGCCGAACGUUGGUGCCUUUGUCGGCGCCUGAGUCCGACAGCGACACGGAAUCGCUCCGGCAGCUGCUGAACAGCUCACGAGACCAACUAAACUACACUAAAAGUAUUUACAAGAGACAGGCGUCGUUGGGUAUUAACGAAUACUUGGUAGCUAACGAAAUUGACGAAAUGAUGUCGACGUGCGACCGUCAUUUCGACUUGCUAACAAACGUGGAGAAGAAAUCGGACGAACUUGCCAUCUCGAAGAUUGAUAAGGGGAUUGUCGCAGAAUUAUUGACCCAGUGGACGAAUUUACGAAACGACGUCGCCAAGAUGCAAGAGUACCGAAAUUUGCAAAAAGAUAUCUCGUUUAUGAAAAAUUUGCUUUUGAAGAUGGAAACUUUCGACUCUGAUUGCAUGUUCAACUUGGAGUCGGUCGACGAUCUUCCCAAAGAAGUGGAUUAUUGCGAGAAAAAAUUGGAGGACAUCUAUGAGCACAAGAAGAAGCUUUUGGCGCUGAACGUGGCCGUUCAUCGCUUCGUGGUGGAAAAUAAGGAGUACGGUGGGUCGCCUUUGAAGACGGACAUCUCGGAAAUGUACCGCAUGUGGGAGAAUUUGCUAACAAACACUAACGAACGUUUAGCUCAACUCAGACCCUUGCUCCAACAGUGGAAAACGCUCGACAAUAGACUCGAGCAGUUACAAGUGGAUUUACGGAGCGAUGAGAAAACAUUGCAUCUUCUUGAUACCGCUUUGCAGGGCGGUGUUCUAUCUGAUCAAACGGCGAGCUACGUUCGAGAUGUCGCCAAAUUGCUCUCCGAAACCACCGUCGUACAGGGUUGCAAGAUUCCGGAGCUGUUCACGGAAGGAGGCUCGCUGUCGGACAGCGGCAUUUCGGACGAGGGUUCGGAGCACGAGAUCGGGGAGCGUGAGCGUCGGCUGGCGGCUAUCAGACGCCUGGUGCGUCAACUGGAAGUCGUCCUGGCCCCGGACUGCAAAGCUCGCCUGAAAAUGGCGGAGAGACUGAACGCCGCUGAGGAAGAACUCAAAGCUUUGCAGAAACGUUGUCGAUCGCUGAUCGCUUGCACCGCUGCCUAUUCUCUGCCUGUUCGGCCGUGUGAUGAACAGAGAGAACACGAAGCGGCUAAGGAUCCCGACGACGACGAUCCCGACGAGCCUGCGACGAAUUCCUCGUGGUUUAGGCGCGUAAUGCGCGCCUCAGUUCCCUUCCAAGUGGUGAUCAUCACCCUCUUGUGCGUCGCCUGCCUGCUGGAGCCGCAGUGCUGCGACAACAUGAAUAAUUUUGCAAUGUCGCUGAGCCCGCAAUUGCGCUACAUCAAGGGACCCCCGCCGAUUUGAGGUACUUAGCGAUCUUGAAACGAUUGACACUGCCUUCGGUACUUAUACACUUGCACAAGACGGGCUAUUUAAGUUAUUGAACCGACGUAGCAUAUUGUUAUUGUGUACAUAUGAUUUUUUAUAAUAAAACUGACGGAAGUCCUAUUUGCAGUUAGCAAAUGAUACGCGAAUUCAUAUCAUUUUGGAUAAAUUCCAGCGAGUGUUUUCUGCCUCUACUACCUAUUUAUUAUUAUUAUUAUUUUGACAGUAGGGCGAAACAUUUUCUAUGGGGAGUAAAGUAUUAUAUACAGGGUGGAUGACUGAGGUCAUCCGCGAGUAGGUCCCGAUUCGGUGCACCUGAAUAUUCCAUUGAUACGUCACGUGCCUUAAUAAAGUUUGCUCAUAUUUUUACAUCGACGAGCACGUAAUAUUUUAUUAAACUAUUGCAUGUUAGUGUUAAUUAGUAUGCAUGUGUUUAUUGAUUUUCGGCAACAUCGUGUUUGCGGUUUUGUUUGGUUCAGACAUCGAUGUUGUUGUCUAACCGUUUGGUUAGAUUUAUUUUAUCCAUUUAUGAUUAAAGGUUUUGCGUUAGUAACUGGUUACGUUACUGACACUUUAAUUGUAUUUGCGAGACGUUCGGUGAUUUGGUUGCGACUUUUUAAGGGUGAGUCGGAAAGUUCCGACUUUAUCAUUGGACGUUUCACUUAUUUAAUAACAUAAAUUAUUUAUGACAAUCUUGGGCAUUUGCGUUUUUAUAAGGUUAUUUCUUCGAUACUUUAGUUUUUACAGUUUCGUAGCUUGUAUCACUUAUCUAUAACAUACUGGAUUUAAACUUAAGUUUAAUAUUAAGUUUAUUUCAUUUAUCCGUCACGUAACUACAGUAAUAGAAACAAUUGUCACGCAUUUGCCUAUUUUUAUAUUUUUUAUAAUACUUUAUAUUGCGCAUGAUGUCAUAAUGUUUGCGUUGUAGGUCUUGAUUGCUUACACUGUUUUUAUGUAAACGAGGCGCAACAAUCAAAAUAAAGGAUUUUUCAAAU
Molecule: messenger RNA, 4913 nt
Organism: Tribolium castaneum (red flour beetle)
Lineage: Eukaryota; Metazoa; Arthropoda; Insecta; Coleoptera; Tenebrionidae
Gene: klar
Product: klarsicht
Exons: 19
Coding region: 16-3897 (1293 amino acids)
Cellular component (GO): membrane
Source: RefSeq, a predicted model, not a curated record